AGGGAAGCUGGAACGUAUCAGAACUGUAGAUGUUAAAUUUUUUUAACGAAAUAAUUGACCAGCUAUGUAAUGUAAUUCGGUUUAAAUUCACAAAUAGUUUAAUAAACAUAAAAAGAACUUGACACUUGAAUGUCUUGUAUUUCUGGAUAGUUUUCGCUUGUUGUCAGUUUAUAAAUGGAUGAAUUAAAGGGAGGCUCCCUAAAGAAUGUCGACGAGGCCGAGUUAGGGGAGAAAAGUGUUGUCGAUGAAAUUAAAGAAGAGCAAGAAGAAGAAGAAGAGGACGAGGAGGCCUUGCCCCACUCUGAAUUUCUUGACAUCUUUGAGGAAGGCCUGGCUCUGAUGGUGCAGGACCCUUUACUGUGUGACCUGCCAAUCCAGGUCACACUGGAGGAGGUGAACUCUCAGGUGGCUCUGGAAUACGGUCAAGCCAUGACUGUUCGUGUUUGUAAAGCUGAUGGAGAAGUCAUGCCUAUUGUGGUUGUGCAGUCUGCUACGGUUCUGGAUCUGAAGAAAGCCAUUCGCAGAUAUAUGGAGCUGAAGCAACAGCGAGAGGGGGGUGUCAAACACAUCAGCUGGAAAUAUGUGUGGAGGACAUUUCAUCUGGUCUUCAAUGCAGAAAAAUUAGAAGAUGACAAAAGAAAGCUUAAGGACUAUGGGAUCAGAAACAGAGAUGAAGUGACCUUUUUGAAGAAAUUGAGGAUGAAAUGAACGGAGACAAUUGCAAGUUUUCUUUAAUAGGCCACAUUUGUAAAUAGAUAUUUAAAGGAAUAGUUUGCACAAAAAUAAAAAAUAAAAACCCU
Carassius carassius (crucian carp) is the source of this 800-nucleotide messenger RNA. RefSeq names its product U11/U12 small nuclear ribonucleoprotein 25 kDa protein-like. Gene Ontology annotation, cellular component: U12-type spliceosomal complex. Lineage: Eukaryota; Metazoa; Chordata; Actinopteri; Cypriniformes; Cyprinidae. Gene Ontology annotation, biological process: mRNA splicing, via spliceosome. The record is from RefSeq and is a predicted model, not a curated record. The transcript is spliced from 5 exons. The coding region runs from base 175 to 708 and encodes 177 amino acids.